GUUCUCGGUUUGGCUUUUUUGGCGGGUUCGAUGCCUAAUAGACGUCAUACUCGAAAUCAUUUAAGCGAAUCCUCCCUUCAUUUGAAGGACUCUCAAUUCAAAGCAAAGUUGUUUGUGAAUACGAGCUCCUCAAUAUUGGCACUUACCGUUCUUGCAUUGGUUACACCUGCUGCAUUCAAAAUGGCCGCUGCUUCACAAGCUGCCACCAAUCCUAAUAAUAUUGAUUGUGAUUUACAAAUCAUCAGUCAUGCAACUGCGAUCAUCCUUAUGACUAUAUAUAUUGGAUCAUUGGUAUUUCAGUUGAAGACCCACGUUCAAGAU
Racocetra persica is the source of this 321-nucleotide messenger RNA. NCBI's taxonomy places the organism in Eukaryota, Fungi, Glomeromycota, Glomeromycetes, Diversisporales, Gigasporaceae. The record is from the annotation of a GenBank genome assembly.